UGUAACUCAACUGAACUCCCAUCUCCUGUCAACAUGUCCUACAGCCGCUGCUCUGGAAACUUCUCUUCUUGCUCCCUUGGGAGCUACCGGCGCUACCCAGCUUCCUCCUUCCCCAGCAACCUGAUCUGCAGCACUGACCUCUGCUCUCCCAGCUCCUGCCAGCUGGGCUCCUCUCUCUACAGCCAGGAGACCUGCUGUGAGCCCAUCAGGACCCAGACUGUGGUGUCCCGUCCCUGCCAGACGUCCUGCUACCGCCCGAGGACCUCCACAUUCUCCAGUCCCUGCCAGACGACUUUCCCUGGGUCUCUGGGCUAUAGGUCCAGCAGCUGCAGCUCCCUGAGCUCUGGAUCCAGAAGCUGCUACCCAGUGGGCUGUGGAGGCCGUGGCUUCAGACGGCUGGGUUAUGGAAUCUGUGGCUUCCCUUCCCUGAGCCAUGGAUCCGGAUUCUGUCAUCCAACCUACUUUUUGUCCAGUAGCUGCCAAUCAUCCUGUUACAGACCAUCCUGUGGAUCUGGCUUCUAUCGUUCAAUUUGUUGAAGGUCUAAAUCCUUU
Messenger RNA from Capra hircus (goat), 552 nucleotides. Its product is annotated as keratin-associated protein 13-1. The record is from RefSeq and is a predicted model, not a curated record. The transcript has a single exon. Lineage: Eukaryota; Metazoa; Chordata; Mammalia; Artiodactyla; Bovidae. Bases 34 to 537 code for a protein of 167 amino acids.